CUCUCUCCUCUCCUUUCCUUUCCUUUCCUCUCCCCCUUUCCACACGUCUUCUGCUCUCUCUUCUUCUUUCGCUCGCGCGCGCGUUCGCACUCCCUCUUUUUCACGCUCUCACUCCCUCUUUCUGUUCCGCUCUCUUUCUUCUUUCUCACUCUCUUUCUUCUCACACAUACACUCGAAUCCUCCUCCUCCUCUUACUCCUACUCCUCCUCCUCUCCUCUCUCCCUACGUCGCGCGAUUUCUGGCUCUCCCGCGCCGCUCUCUGUCCUUCUUGCUCUUUCUCAGUUCGUUAUUUUUUCACGACCAAAAAAUCGACAGUCUCAACGGGCCGGUCGGUCCGGUCGCCCGUAGGAAUUUACCGUGUUCUCGCUGCCACGAAUAUACGCGCGCGGUAGAGGGAUCACAACUCUCUCAUCAACGGCGGAAUCUCGUCGUGAAGCGUACGCAAAAUCAUUCGACCGCACACCCGUACUCCCUCAGAGGUACAAGGCAAACUAUUGGAUUUUGUAUGGCAAACAAGGAACCGACUGGUCGCGUAGCGGGAAGGGACGCAGUAGUGGGGAAAGGUACUGCGCAGGAGCGUACUUGCGCGAUCAACGUCUCUGUUACCAACCACUCGCGUCAGCGCGUCUCACUGCUGCCGUCACCGCCGCCGGCUACCACCUCCCACGACGUCGUAUGUGGCGCUGAUGCUAGCGCGAGUGUUUGUCGCGCUGGCGCCACGAUCGACCGUGCAACGGUACCGCAUACGCGACCCGGGAGAAGACUCCUGCUGCGUGCGACCAUCUGUUCGCUGUGUUCGACGCGGUGCCAAAACGAUGCGCUACAUUCUUUCGUGCAAAAACUCGUCGAUUGAGCAUAUAAUUUAUCAAUAUUGGAAGUGAGGCCUUUGAACUUUAUCACCCAGAGAAAUUAGAUGUUGAGAGAGACUGUAUCGCGAAUGUACCGAGAUGAUAAGAAACAUCGUAGUGGGAAUGUCCGGGGGUGUCGAUAGUGCUGUAACAGCUUUUUUGCUUAAAUAUAAAGGAUUUAACGUUACUGGUGUGUUUAUGAAAAAUUGGGAUAUUAGAGACGAAACAGGAAAAUGUAUGAUUGAGAACGAUUACGAAGAUGCUCGGUGGACCUGUGACAGACUAAGGAUUCCUUUAGUACAAGUGGACUUUGUAAAAGAAUACUGGAAUGAAGUAUUUAGCGACCUUGUGGAAAAGUAUCAGACUGGAUAUACUCCGAAUCCAGAUGUUCUAUGCAACAAGUAUAUAAAGUUUGAUAAAUUUUUUCAUUUUGCACUAAAUAAGCUUCAAGCUGAUGCUAUUGCAACUGGUCAUUACGCUAGAACUAGCUUUGGGUCGUAUCUAGAGGACUAUAAAGCAGAUGUUGGUGUACGCUUGUUACAAGCAUAUGAUAGAGAUAAGGAUCAAACAUUCUUUCUGAGUCAAGUGUCGCAACAAACCUUAAGACGUUGCAUGUUUCCUCUUGGAAAUUACCUAAAGAGUCAUGUAAAGACAAUAGCCAAGGAAGCAAGCUUAUACCGAAUAGCACAAAAGAAAGAAAGUAUGGGUAUCUGCUUUGUGGGAAAACGUGAAUUUCAGCAUUUUAUUUCAGAGUACAUAGAUGAUAAGCCAGGUGACUAUAUAAACUUGGACAGUGGAUUAAUUGUGGGUAAACACAAUGGCAUUCAUAAAAUGACAAUAGGACAGAGAUGCAGGAUCGGUGGUAGACACAAGGCUUGCUUUGUAUCUGGAAAAGAUCAAGAGACAAGUGCUGUUCUAGUGGUAGAAGGUACGAAUCAUCCAGCAUUGUAUACGAAUUUCUUGAUAACACAAGAUAUCCAUUGGAUCAGUGAGGAACCAAGCGAAUUGAGACAGAGCAAUGGCGUAUUUCAUUGUAAAUUUCGCUUUCAACAUAGAAAACCCUUAAUUUCCUGCUGUGUAUAUAAAACAUCCGGUGAACAUCGUUUGUUUAUCCGGCUUAGCAUACCGUUACGAGCGAUCACAAAGGGCCAGUAUGCCGUUUUGUACUCUGGAGAGGAAUGUUUAGGCGGCUCGAUAAUAUCGCGUUUAGGACCAUCUUAUUUCGCUCUCGGUCGACGAAAUCAUGGAGGCGAAACCUGCCAUGAUAAUUACAUGGCGUCAACUUCAAUCAUAUCAUUGUGAAUAAUUCGUGUAUCGAGCUUGACUUAAGCGCCGAAAUGUUGAGCUUCGCCUUAACACAAUGCAGUAUUUAAAAUUGAAAGGGAGAGAACUGUGCUGAAGACCGGAAAAAAUUAAACAAGUAGUACACGCCACGUACAUAGGCAUCAUCAUCGGAGGGAACAA
Messenger RNA from Harpegnathos saltator (Jerdon's jumping ant), 2312 nucleotides. RefSeq names its product mitochondrial tRNA-specific 2-thiouridylase 1. The record is from RefSeq and is a predicted model, not a curated record. Gene Ontology annotation, molecular function: sulfurtransferase activity. Gene Ontology annotation, biological process: tRNA wobble position uridine thiolation. The transcript is spliced from 10 exons. Gene Ontology annotation, cellular component: mitochondrion. NCBI's taxonomy places the organism in Eukaryota, Metazoa, Arthropoda, Insecta, Hymenoptera, Formicidae. Bases 948 to 2150 code for a protein of 400 amino acids.